Messenger RNA from Oryzias latipes (Japanese medaka), 5726 nucleotides. RefSeq lists its product as uncharacterized. The record is from RefSeq and is a predicted model, not a curated record. Gene Ontology annotation, cellular component: membrane. Lineage: Eukaryota; Metazoa; Chordata; Actinopteri; Beloniformes; Adrianichthyidae.
AUCAGAGUUCACGUUUGAGAAAAAAACAUUCGUUUUAGUUCGUCGGAAAGAAAGAAAGGUUUACAGUUUCACAAAAUAAACUUUAUUGUCAUGAUUUUUUAUAGUGAAAGUCAAUGAGCCUGAAUGUGACCAAACAGAUGCUAAAAGGGCCAUCAGAGUAAAAUGGGCGGGGCCACACAGGGGGCUUUGAAUGACGAAUGGAGAGACUUAAGUCUGACCUGAUCCAAAGAACCCAGCAGGCUUUUAUUCUGAAAGCCCUGCCAGGCUACAAAAACAACUUGACAGCAGAGAAAAGACGGAGAAGAAAGAGCUCCAGCGGUGUGAGUGUGACCACACACACACACACACACACCCACACACACACACACACACACACACACACACACACACACGCACACACACACACACACACACACACACACACACACACACACACACACACACAGCCCUCCCUUCCUGCAGACGGAGCUGCUGCAGCGACUCUGCAUCGUCUCCCACCAUCUGGGAUCCAGAGCAGCUUCUCCUCCUUUUAGGAGGCGCUCCUUUCAUCUUCUCCUCCGUCAGACCGCCGUUCCUGUUCAGACGCCAUGAACCUCGCCCUGCUGCUCCCUGAGGAUUAGGUCCAGAGCGCGCCUUGCCUUCAGCUUCUCUUCACCCACAAACUCAGCUGUUGCUCGGACCCGCCUGAUGGCCACCAGCCCCAGCGCCAUGGAGGAGCCCCAGCAGCCAAUCAGCUCGCAGCCGGAGGGAUCGGACUCAGCGCUGACCUCCCAGCCGGCCGAUGGUGAGCAGCCAACGGAGGAGAGAUCCAUGGAGCACCUGAUGGUGAUCAGCGAGAGCAAAGAGUCCAGUAACGGCGUGGCCCCCAACAUGGCCGACCCGUCCCCCGCAGCCUCCUCUGUGUCGCCCAAGCUCCACGCUAAGCCAGGCGGCCACGUUAACGGCCGUCCUGGCUCGGGCAGCCGGUCCGGCUCGGUAGUGGCGGGCUCCCCCAGGCCCUCGCUCACGCGCCAGCCCAGUGCAAUCACAGAGGCCGCUGCGGACGGAUCCAAGCCCCGGGAUUACCUGAUCCUCGCCAUCCUGUCCUGCUUCUGCCCGCUGGUCCCCAUCAACAUCGUGGCGCUCACCUUCUCUGUGAUGUCCCGGAACAGCCUCCAGCAGGGGAACGUGGACGGAGCUCGCCGACUGGGCCGGAACGCCAUGAUGCUGUCCAUCAUCUCCAUUAUAGGAGGAAUCGCCAUCAUCGUCGCAGCCAUCGCCCUCAACUGGGGCUUGAUUCUAAAACACUGAAAGCAGCCAACAGGAAGUCAGACCAAAGCCUUCCUGAAGCUCCGUCACUCUCAAGCAUCAACACUUUGGACAAACACUAUUUGUGCUCUUGGUUUUUGUUUUUGUGCACGCGCAUGGACCGAACGGCGUUCUACCUCCAACACGGCCUGAGACCACGCCCCCCCACGGAGGUAACACUCCGGUCAUUCUGUGGUAGCAGCUUAUCUCCUCUCUGCCCGUACUCUCCCUCCAGCCAACGCCGCUCCUCACGGAGGAGGUCACCCCGUCUCUGAGCGGGUCGCGGCUGUGACCCCUGAUGCCAAAGGAGGUGGAGCUGCUGGGACGCCGGAGCGCCACCGCUUUACUGCGAGGACAAGAAGGUGGCGCCGUCUCAACAAAGAACACCGGUGAAUUUUGACUUUAAACACGUCUCCAUCAUCCUACAGUUUCACAAGAACUCAACGCUUUCUGUUUUUUUGCCUGACGUGGAUCAUCACCGGGAGGAAAACCAAACCCGGCUCAGCCUCGUCCCCCUCCACCCCCCCGGUCCAAUUACUGGGACCACAACGACACAAAGCUAUGUGUGCGUUCAAAUACCUGCUGAGCUGGUUGAGGUUGCUAAAGACACCUCUGAUCCCACACCCAUUUCCCAGAAUGCAUCUCUUCAGGUUCUGAGCUCUAAACGUUGGAGCUGAAAUGCCAACGUUCCUCAUUUCUUCUAAAGGGAAAUCAACAUCCUCAGGAUUGGGUUCAUAAACACAAAACCAAAAGGUACAAUUAGUGAGGAGUUUGUUCUCCAAGAAGGAUAUGAUCGUUUUUUUUCUGGUUCAAUAGACUUUAGAGUCUAAAAACAAUCUAAAACCAAGGUUUUCUUAAACCAGCAGCAUGAUUCAGUUCAGACAUUCCUGGUUUCUUUCAAUAUUUUAACUGACUUGACUCUGAAAAGUGGCACCAAUAAAAGUCACAACGUUCUUUUAGAUUUUCAUCUCCUUAUACAUUACUGAAGCAAACAGUUGGUAGAAAAAGAUUUUGAACAAAAUAUGUCAGAUUUUCCACAGAAAUCUGCAUUUUUAAAAUUCUUUUCUUGUGUGAAAAAGCCAAAGCCGACCAGCAGCAGAGAGAAGGACGUGUUGAAGCUCCUCUGAAUGUUCCCUCCUGGAUGAGGCUGAUGAAGGACAUUGUUCUUCAGGUCUGGAGGAGGAAGACUUCAUGGAUCAUGUUGGUCUAUUUCCACCACAAAUGUUGGAUGGAGGUUAGUUUUCCCUCCGUGUGGAGCGCUGAAUACCUUCAUCCUUCAUCAGGACAAAGCCCUUCAUCAUCAGCAAACCUGCUGACUUCCUUCAGGUCUCCAUGUUGCUCUUUCUUUCUUCAGUCCCUUUUUUCUCCUCCUUGUUCUUCUUUAUUGAGGUUUUCCUCUCUCAUUUCCGGUUAGUCUGCUCCACUUUAUCCCGUCAGUUUCUUCUUCUCGUCUGCUGAGGAUGCCUCCUCAGGUUCCCUCGUUGUAUUAAAGAUGUUAAAUAUUUCGUGGGAUUCCUGAUCUGUGAUGACGCCAGUGUUCUUCCUUUCUGAGUUUUGGGAACUGAAGCUCCUUCAGAACAUCAGCUGCUCAUCACAGAUGCUGUUCCCAGAAUGUGUUGGGAUCUUUGAUCCAUGUUGGGGUUUCAGCACCAGAAACUGUUUUUGUCCUCAUCUCCUGCUUUUUUCCAGCUCCUCCUAAUGUUGAUCUCAAUUCUUCCACUUCCUGAUGGUUCUGCCAUCAAGUUUUCUUCAUCAAUCAUCCGACCAUUUGUCCAUCAUCCCAUGGUCUGGUUGGUGAACCAUCACUAUCUUCUUGGUUUGGAUGGGAUGUUGGUGUGAUCAUUUUUCAACCCCUUUGGUGGAUCUUCCAGCCUUGACAUUAGGACUUCCAUCCUGUUUGACAGGAGGAGGAUCUUUGCUUAAGGUGGACCGGUGGUCCUGCCUGGUGGGGUAACAGUGCAGUCCUUCAGGAUGUAUCUCCCAGUGAAGCAGACCCUUAAAGGUCAUGUCCUCCUUUGGAGGUUCCUCCUUUUUCCUCUUGUCCUUCCGUUUUUGUCGCCCGAGCUCUUCCUGAAGCUGUCUCUGGAGACCGGCUGAUGUCCGGAUGUAUCUCCAGUGUCUCCUACUGGAUGGAGACUCCAUCACCUCCUUCUUACCUUCUCGUCAACUGUAGUCCAAACAUGAGAGACGUUCCCAAAAACUAGAGCAGAGAGAACAUCCUCCAGCAGUUCAGAUGAGGAUUUCAAACAUAAAACGAUGACUUGCUUUUGUUUGGAGCGUUUGAGGAGUAUGGCGGUGAGGACGCCUCCUCUGCAAACCGCCAAGCGAGGCUCCUGGUGCCAAACGUAGUUUAGCGGAGAAGCAUUUGGACACGCAGACCGACCUGCUGACGAUCAGCUCAGAGAACCUGUGAAUGAACUUCUCAUCUUUGCAUCACGCCGUGCCAAACAGCAGAGGGCGCCGUGACCGUCAGCUGUGACAGAUGUGGGAGAACUUUGAGGAAAUAAGCUGUUAUGGAUCAAAAUGGUCUUCUAUAACCUGUGCAUGUUUACAGUAUUUAUACCAGAGUGUUUUUCUAUGGAAGUGUUCAUCAGCACAGUAAGGCUUCCCGCCGUUCCUUUGAUUUGCUGUAAGAGUCUCGUGAAGCGGCGCAGAGUUUUGCACCAACAGAAAGUAGAGGGGAGGUCAUGCUCAAAGGCACGCGGGCAGGGAAGAGCAAAAGAAACACAUUGUGAUCACAUCAUAUUCUAAGUGGAGCGCCCCCUGUAGGGCGAAAAGCUCCACCUGUCUGACUCCAACCAGAGGCUAGAACCCCUUCAUUUUGAUGGAUUUCUUCUGUUUCCAGAAAAUCCAGACUAAAAGUUUGUCUUUUAUUUCUGAAAGGCAGCAGCACAGUUGUUGAAUGAUUGUUGCUGAGCGGCCGUUUUUCUUCUGCUAGCGUCAGCCGCCAUCUUGGCCCGUGUCUGCCCUCCAGGUUGGCGCUCAGCUGAUGCGACUAAAAGCUGAUUUAAUUUAAAAGAAGAUCCUUGCUGAGACAUUUUAGCAGCUUUUUGAAUUCAGUUCCUCCACAAAGCUUCACAUCCAAGAUCGGAUCUGAGCGCCACAAAGAAAUGGACCAGAAAAACCAAACAAAGCACCUCACCGAAUCCUGACAUGAUCUAAGACUAUUAUGGUCUGUUUCAAUCUGGUUUAUCCUAAAGCCUCAUUUAUCUGACCUGUAUUUGACUGAUGGUCUGAAGAAGGGAUCGAGUCCUUCUGGGUGUCCUCCCUGUACUGAGCAUGACAGAGGGCGACCUCAGACAGGUUCAUGGUUUCAUUAACGAGGCUCCAGGAUGGAAAUGUCCAACAUUUCUGAGACCUGAACGUGGAGACAACUGCGGGACGUCCAGGCCUUCCCCCGCCCGCUCUGAAUGUAGCAUGCCUCCUCAGCACAGAACCAGCAGGACUCAGCAUGAUCUCACAGAAACUUUGCCUGCGCUUCCACUUUCAUCCGCUGUGAUCCAAACGACUGUUAGAACUUCAGCUUCACCGCAGAUUUGUGAUGUGAACAAACGCAAAUCUCUGCAAUAAGUGGCAGAAACCACAUCCAGAGAACCUUGAAGUAUUCCUGUAUGCAGAACAGACCCCCCCCCCCCCCCCCACUCUCAGUUCUGCCGGAAACUAAAAGUCCUGAUGAAGGUUUUCAGAUCCGUCAACCGGCUGAACCAACGGUUGCUGCUUUUGGAAAGACGUGGAGAAAUCUUAAAGAAAACAAAGAUUUAAGCUCAAAUCUUGUUUAAUUCAAAUAUAUCGAAAGGAAAAUUAACGUUUUGUUAAAACAUAAAAUCUUGUUUCCCUGAAAAAGUUUAAAAGAUUUCUCUAAAAAAAAAAGUUUUAUUUUCCUUUUUUUGUUAAAACAGUAUUUUUUUUAGUAUAAAAUAUACACUUCGGUUAAUAAACCCAUUCAUUUGUUCUAAAGCACCUUUAAGCUCCUCCUUUUAGCUAAUAAGGGAGGAGCUUAUGACCAACAGAAACCUUCACAGAUUCAAAAGAACGAUUACUGACGUUUUCGUCAAAUGAAAGGGUUUGAUCAAAAGCCUGACAACCUUCUGAAGGACUUUUCAUUCGUGGCGGUUCCUUCUUCUAUUUAUUCAGAGUUGAGUUUUUCUUUAUUCACAUUGUGUGUAAGCGCUCAUGGAUCUUUCUACUUUUAUAUUUCUGUCCUGUUUCGUAUUUAUUCUGCUUCUUCCCACUGAGAGGUGGAGAUGCGCAUGAACAGACGGCCGGCAGACGUCAUGAAGCCCUUCUCCUCGUGGAUUUCUGUCUCCUGACUCUCUUUGUGCAUGCCUUAAAUUGAACGGGAACUGCUGUACACUCUUUAUUUAUCAUAGACACCCGAAAUCUUCACGGCUGUGAGGAUUUGAGGGAAAUAAAUCCUGGUUAAAAACCAGCUAAAGGUC